Didymodactylos carnosus is the source of this 1052-nucleotide messenger RNA. The record is from the annotation of a GenBank genome assembly. Lineage: Eukaryota; Metazoa; Rotifera; Eurotatoria; Philodinida; Philodinidae.
ACUACUGUAUAACAAAAGUUCGAGAUGUCAACUGGAAUCGCCCAAGGGGGGUUGAACAAAGGCAGUAGAUCCAAUGAUGAUCAUGUCGAAAACAUUCGUCCGAAAAUAUUUCCUUCUUCAUGAAAUACGAAGAGAAAGGUGAAUACGACAAAGCAUUACAGUAUUAUGAAAAGACACUUGAAAUUGAAUUGAAUUCAUCACCAUUAGAUUACUCAACAUUAGCAAUUACAUAUAACAAUAUUGGAUUCGUUUACGAUAAGAAUGGUGAAUACGAUAAGGCAUUAGAGUAUUAUGAAAACUAAUCCACACUUGCCAUUGAACUGAAGUCAUUACCACCAAAACAUCCAUCUUUAGCAACUAUCUAUAAGCAUAUUGCAUCAGUUUACGAGGAGAAAGGUGAAUACAACAAAGCAUUAGAAUAUUACGAAAAGACACUUGAAAUUGAAUUGAACUCAUUACCAUUGAAUCAUCCGUCAUGUGCAAUUACAUGUAACAAUAUUGGAUUAGCUUACCAUAAGAAAGGUGAAUACGACAAAGCAUUACAGUAUUAUGAAAAGACACUUGCCGUUGAACUGAAGUCAUUACCACCGACACAUCGAUCAUUAGCAAUUACGUAUAAUAAUAUUGCAACAGCUUACGAUGAAAAAUGUGCAUACGAGAAAGCAUUAGAGUACUAUGGAAAGACACUUGAAAUUGAAUUGAAUUCAUUACCGUUAGAUCAUGCAUCACUGGCAACUACAUAUAGGAGUAUUGCAUCAGUUUACGAUGAGAACGAUGACUACGACAAAGCAUUAGAAUAUUAUGAAAAAAUGGUGGAAAUUGAAUUGAAUUCAUCAUCAUUAGAUGAUGUAUCAUUAGCAAUUACGUAUAACAACAUUGGGUUAAUCUACCAUAAGAAAGGUGAAUACGAUAAAGCAAUAAAGUAUUAUGAAGAGUCACUCGAGAUUGCAGUGAAAGCAUUACCCUCAACACAUCCAUCUGUAGCAACUACAUGUAAUAAUAUUGCAUUAGUUUACAAGGAGAAAGGUGAGUACGACAAAACGUUGCAAUAG